GAAGAGAAUAAUAUUUUGUUUCAUCCUAUAACUAAAUCCUAUAGACUUUUUUUUCUCUUUACAAAAAAUCGAAGAAGAAUUGCAGCAAUGGGUGGAGCUCAAGCAAUGAAGAGAAUCCCAAGAAUCAAGUUUCCACAAAGGCACUCAAAACCUUCUGGUUCUACAUCCCAGAAUUCGCAACCUCAGAAAACUCCAGCAGCUGAAGAAGCUCCUCGAACAUUUUUCUCAAGGUCCCCAUCUAGCAUGUCUGUUGCAGGGAAGGCUUCUGACCAACCCAAAAGAACACCAGUGUCUCAGGAGGAAAUUGAUUCCAUUAUGUUGGGUGGCUGCUUCUAACUUCAGGCGAAUUACCUUCAGAGAGAGGACACAGUUCCCGACUUCAUGCCUAUGUUUAGUGAUUGGGUGACUACCUUUUCGUGUUUAUGUUAGCUAUUGUACUUCUUGGAACCAUGACUCUUUUCAGCAACAGAUGUUUUUGAUUAAUGAUUGUCAAUAAUUUGUUAUGCAUGGAAUGAUAAUACUUGGAUUGGCGUACGACAUCAUUCCAUCGAUAGGCUCUAUUUUUUGGUAUUGAAUAUAAUCAUUUGCAGACAUUGUAUGAUAAGAUUAUCUACUAUCUGGCGAGAGAUUUUUGUUA
Messenger RNA from Lycium ferocissimum, 637 nucleotides. RefSeq lists its product as uncharacterized. The transcript has 3 exons. The record is from RefSeq and is a predicted model, not a curated record. NCBI's taxonomy places the organism in Eukaryota, Viridiplantae, Streptophyta, Magnoliopsida, Solanales, Solanaceae. The coding region runs from base 88 to 336 and encodes 82 amino acids.